Molecule: messenger RNA, 3900 nt
Organism: Pipistrellus nathusii (Nathusius's pipistrelle)
Lineage: Eukaryota; Metazoa; Chordata; Mammalia; Chiroptera; Vespertilionidae
Source: the annotation of a GenBank genome assembly
AUGGAUUCCUUGGACCAUAUGCUGACGGACCCCCUGGAACUGGGUCCGUGUGGAGAUGGCCAUGGGGCACGGAUUAUGGAGGACUGCCUCCUGGGGGACACCAGGGUCAGUCUGCCGGAGGACCUUCUGGAGGAUCCCGAGAUAUUCUUUGAGGUGGUCAGCCUCUCCACGUGGCAGGAAGUGUUGAGUGACUCCCAGCGGGCGCACCUCCAGCAGUUUCUGCCCCGAGUUCCAGAGGACAGCACUGAGCAGCAGAACCAGCUGCUCCUGGCCCUGUUCAGGGGCGAGAACUUCCGCUUCGGGAACCCCCUGCACAUCGCCCAGAAGCUCUUCCGAGAUGGACACUUCAACCCUGAGGUGGUCAAGUAUCGGCAGCUCUGCUUCAAGUCGCAGUACAAGCGGUACCUCAACUCCCAGCAGCAGUAUUUCCACCGGCUGCUGAAGCAGAUUCUGGCUUCCCGGAACGACCUCCUGGAAAUGGCCCGUCGGAGCGGCCCGGCCCUUUCCUGGCGGCAGAAGCGCCCUUCCCCGUCCCGCACCCCCGAGGAGCGGGAGUGGCGCACGCAGCAGCGCUACCUGAAGGUCCUGCGGGAGGUGAAGGAGGAGUGCGGUGACACGGCCCUGUCGUCCGAUGAGGAGGAUCUCAGCUCAUGGCUCCCGAGCUCCCCAGCGCGCUCUCCCAGCCCCGCGGUGCCCCUGAGGGUGGUGCCCACGCUUUGCACCACAGACAUGAAAACUGCAGAUAAGAUAGAGCUGGCGGACAGUGACCUGAAGAUAAUGCUGAAGAAGCACCAUGAGAAGCGGAAACAUCAGCCGGAUCACCCGGACCUUUUGACGGGGGACCUGACUCUCAAUGACAUCAUGACUCGCGUCAAUGCUGGCAGGAAAGGCUCUCUAGCAGCCCUGUAUGACUUGGCUGUCCUUAAAAAAAAGGUUAAGGAGAAAGAGGAGAGGAAGAAGAAGAAAAUAAAAGUGAUCAAAUCAGAAGCAGAGGACUUGGCCGAGCCCUUGAGCGGGACGGAAGGGCUCCCGCCUCUCUCACAGGCUCCGUCUCCGCUGGCAGCGCCUGCCAUCAAGGAGGAGCCUCUGGAAGACCUCAAGCCUUGCCUGGGAAUCAAUGAGAUAUCUUCCAGCUUCUUCUCUCUCCUCCUCGAGAUCUUGCUGCUGGAGGGGCAGUCUAGCCUUCCUGUGCUGGAGGAGCGUGUUCUGGAUUGGCAGUCCUCUCCGGCCAGCUCCCUCAAUAGCUGGUUCUCUGCAGCCCCCAACUGGGCGGAGCUGGUGCUACCAGCCUUGCAGUAUCUUGCUGGAGAAAGCCGAGCCGUGCCUUCCAGUUUCUCCCCAUUUGUUGAAUUCAAGGAGAAGACCCAGCAAUGGAAAUUGCUUGGCCAGUCCCAAGACAACGAGAAGGAGUUAGCUGCGCUCUUCCAGCUGUGGCUCGAAACCAAAGACCAGGCCCUCUGCAAGCAAGAAAACGAGGACAGCUCAGACGCCACCACGCCUGUUCCUCGGGUAAGAACUGACUAUGUGGUGCGGCCCAGCACCGGGGAGGAGAAACGAGUGUUUCAGGAGCAGGAGCGUUACCGGUACAGCCAGCCCCACAAGGCGUUCACCUUCCGGAUGCACGGCUUCGAGUCGGUGGUAGGGCCCGUGAAGGGCGUGUUUGAUAAGGAGACCUCCCUCAACAAGGCUCGGGAGCACUCCCUGCUGCGCUCGGACCGGCCCGCCUACGUCACCAUCCUCUCUCUGGUUCGAGAUGCCGCAGCUCGGCUUCCCAACGGCGAGGGCACGCGGGCAGAGAUCUGCGAAUUGCUCAAGGACUCCCAGUUCCUCGCACCAGAUGUCACCAGCACUCAGGUGAACACGGUGGUGAGCGGGGCCCUGGACCGGCUGCAUUAUGAGAAGGACCCCUGCGUGAAGUACGACAUCGGGCGCAAGCUGUGGAUCUACCUGCACCGUGACAGGAGCGAGGAAGAGUUCGAGCGGAUUCACCAAGCGCAAGCGGCGGCAGCGAAAGCCAGGAAAGCCCUUCAGCAGAAACCCAAGCCCUCAGCUAAGGUGAAGUCCAGCAGCAAGGAGAGUUCACUGAAGGUCCUCAGCAGCGGCCCUUCUGAGCAGAGCCAGAUGAGCCUCAGCGACUCCAGCAUGCCGCCCACCCCCGUCACCCCCGUGACGCCCACCACGCCAGCUCUGCCCGCCACCCCCAUCUCCCCUCCACCCGUGUCGGCAGUCAGCAAGAGUGGUCCUACCACUGUGCCAGAGCCGGCGAAAUCCAGCUCCAGUGUCCUUCUGGUCUCCUCGCCAACGAUGCCACAGCUGGGAACCAUGCUCUCCCCAGCCGCCAGCCAGACGCCGCCGAGCUCUCAGGCCGCUGCCCGUGUCGUGAGCCACUCCAGCUCGGCGGGCCUCCCCCAGGUACGGGUGGUGGCCCAGCCUGGCCUUCCUGCUGUCACCCAGCAGUCAGCGGGGCCAGCACAGACACUGCCGCCGAUCCCAGCAGGCCCACAGAUCCGCGUGCCAGCCACCGCUACACAGACCAAGGUCGUGCCCCAGACAGUCAUGGCCACCGUCCCAGUCAAAACUCAGACCGCGGCGGCCACUGUGCAGCGGCCGGGAGCCGGGCAGACGGGACUCACGGUGACCAGUCUCCCUGCCACCGCCAGCCCUGCGAGCAAGCCAGCCACCAGCUCUCCUGGCAGCUCUGCCCCGAGCGCGUCCACAGCCACCGUCAUUCAGAAUGUGAGCGGGCAGAACAUCAUCAAGCAGGUGGCGAUCACGGGGCAGCUUGGCGUGAAGCCCCAGACAGGCAACAGCAUCCCACUCACCGCCACUAACUUCCGCAUCCAGGGCAAGGACGUGUUGCGCCUGCCGCCCUCUUCCAUCACCACAGAUGCCAAAGGCCAGACGGUCCUGCGGAUCACACCGGACAUGAUGGCCACGUUGGCCAAGUCCCAGGUGACCACAGUCAAACUGACCCAGGACCUCUUCGGGACAGGAGGCGGCACGGCAGGCAAAGGCAUCUCUGCUACCUUACACGUCACUUCCAACCCCGUCCACGCCACGGACAGCCCCGCCAAGGCCAGCUCCGCCAGUGCCCCCGCGUCCACUCCAACGGGCACCACCGUGGUCAAAGUGACUCCGGACCUCAAGCCGGCGGAAGGCUCGGGGUCGGCUUUUCGCUUGAUGCCCGCACUCGGGGUGAGUGUGGCCGACCAGAAGGGGAAAAGCACAGUGGCCUCGUCGGAAGCAAAGCCAGCCGCCACCAUCCGCAUCGUGCAGGGCCUGGGCGUGAUGCCGCCCAAGGCCGGCCAGACCAUCACCGUGGCAGCCCAUGCCAAGCCAGGGUCCUCGGUGGCCAGCGGGUCUGGAACUGUUCACACGUCAGCCGUGUCCCUGCCCAGCAUGAACGCUGCUGUGUCCAAGACUGUGGCCGUGGCCUCGGGGGCCGCAAGCACCCCCAUCAGCAUCGGCACGGGAGCCCCCACGGUGCGGCAGGUGCCCGUCAGCACCACGGUGGUUUCCACGUCCCAGGCCGGGAAGCUGCCGACGCGGAUCACGGUCCCCCUCUCUGUGAUCAGCCAGCCUAUGAAGGGCAAGAGUGUGGUCACAGCCCCCAUCAUUAAAGGCAACCUCGGAGCCAACCUCGGAGGGUUGGGUCGCAACAUCAUCCUCACCACCAUGCCAGCGGGCACCAAGCUCAUUGCCGGCAACAAGCCUGUGAGCUUCCUCACUGCCCAGCAGCUGCAACAGCUCCAGCAGCAGGGCCAGGCCACCCAGGUGCGCAUCCAGACCGUCCCCGCGUCCCACCUCCAGCAGGGAACAGCCUCGACUUCCUCCAAAGCGGUCUCCACGGUGGUUGUGACCACAGCUCCGUCUCCUAAGCAGGCACCUGAGCAGCAGUGA